AUGCAUCCUCUGGCCCUUCUCCUCUUUGCAGCUUGCUUGCCCUUUGUUUGGCUGUUGGACUGGACGGCGCUGGAUGAAUAUAUGAACAAGUGUGACUCUGAAUAUCAAUAUACCCUCAAGAAGAAUAAUUCAAUGUACGUGACAGCCACUGCUUAUACCCUCCAAAUGACCUCCCAGAAAUGGCUGGAUGGAUGGGAGAAUAUUACAGGAUAUGAUAUAAUGGCAUAUUCCUGGUGGAGGUUUAUGAAUGACUCAGCUACACCCCCGCAUUGGCUUGCGCAAUUCCCGAUGGUCAAGGCCGCUGUGAAAGCCAUGGACACGAUUAAAAAUUUUAUGAAGAAGCAGGGUUAUAAAGACAUCCAAAACUUUACGUUGACAGGAAUUGCCUCGGGUGGCUGGGUCUCUUGGCUGACAGCAGCAGUUGACCGCAGGGUUGUGGCAAUUAUUCCCAUUGCAAUGGAUUUGCUGAAUUUGACCAAGAAUUUCCAGCACCUAUACUACGCAUAUUGCGGCUGGUCUUACAUGUUGAGGCCUUUCUAUGACAUGAAUAUAACCCAAAGGAUAAACCAUCCCCGUUUCACUGAGCUGGCUUCUCAUGUGGACCCCCUAGCUUACAAUGAGCGAUACAAAAAUGUAUCCAAGUACAUAAUUGUUAUAACAGGAGAUGGAGUCAACCAGCCCGACAACUCUCAUUAUUACUAUUCCCAGCUAGAAGGAGAGAAACAUCUCUAG
Messenger RNA from Eublepharis macularius, 732 nucleotides. Its product is annotated as autocrine proliferation repressor protein A-like. Lineage: Eukaryota; Metazoa; Chordata; Lepidosauria; Squamata; Eublepharidae. The transcript has 6 exons. The record is from RefSeq and is a predicted model, not a curated record. Bases 1 to 732 code for a protein of 243 amino acids.